AUGAACUCUUUCUUCUUUACUACCUUCAUCUUUGCCACCGUUAUCUCUCUCGGUUGUUUAGCUUCAACCGGAUCUGCCACAUGCCAUCCCGAUGACGAGGCGGGUCUUCUAGCCUUCAAAGCGGGUAUAACCCGAGAUCCAUUGGGCUUGCUCAGCGAUUGGCAAAAAGGAAGUAUCUGCUGCUCCUGGAUGGGUGUCAUUUGCAUCACCAACGACCGUGUCACCGAACUGAGAUUAUCCGGAGGAGAGACCGUUCUUGGCAAAGGAACUCUCUAUGGAACUAUCUCACCGUCGCUGGCCAAACUUCAGCACCUGGAGGCGGUUUCCUUCACUGAUCUCAAGCUCACCGGAUCUUUCCCGCAGUUCCUUUUCCGGUUACCGAAGCUGAAACUAAUCCGCAUCUCCGGUACUUUAAUCUCCGGUCCAAUUCCGGUUAACAUCGGCGCGCUAACCAAUGUUGGAGAUAUCUCUCUUGAUGAUAACCGGUUCACCGGUCCGAUCCCGAGUUCGAUAUCCAAUUUGACACGGUUAACUUGGCUCGACCUACGAGGAAACCGCCUCCCCGGCACCAUCCCGGACGUUUUCAAAUCCAUGACUAAGCUCGGAGCUCUCAUCCUCUCCCGGAACGGAUUCUCCGGAGAACUUCCACCGUCGUUUGCUUCCCUUGCACGGAGUCUCGUCCACCUCGACCUGAGCCAGAACAAUCUCUCAGGGACGAUCCCUGACUAUUUCUCGAGAUUCAAGGCGCUCUCCAAGUUUGAUCUCUCGAGUAACCAUUACUCAGGCGUUGUGCCGAUGAGUUUCACCAAUCUCAAAAGUCUUUUCCAUGUCAACUUCUCACGAAACCACCUAACCGGACCAUUCCCUGCCUUGAACUUCGUCGGCGGCAUCGGUUAUCUGGAUCUCUCCUACAACCAGUUUCAUCUUAACACGAUUCCGGAAUGGGUGACUUCGUCGUCUAUCAUCUACAAUCUGAAUCUUGCUAAAUGCGGUAUCAAGAUGAGGUUUGAAGAUUGGAAGCCGAUGAAGAUAGGAUCUUUCAGUACCAUUGAUUUGUCGGAGAACGAGAUCUCAGGGAGUCCAGCUAGGUUCUUGAACAAGGCGGAUGUAUUGUAUGAGUUCAAGGCGUCAGGGAACAAACUCAGAUUCGACUUGGGGAAGUUAAAUUUCUCCAGUUCGUUGAGAAUCUUGGAUCUGUCAAGGAACUUGGUGUUUGGGAAGGUGCCGGCGGUUGUGGCCGGACUUGACUCGCUAAACUUGAGUCAAAACCAUCUUUGUGGGAAGCUUCCGGUGACAAAGUUCCCGGCCGCCGUGUUCGCCGGUAACGAUUGUCUUUGCGGAUCUCCACUUUCUCCUUGUAAACCUUUAGCGGCGAUGAAAGUUUCUAUUUAG
Microthlaspi erraticum is the source of this 1392-nucleotide messenger RNA. Lineage: Eukaryota; Viridiplantae; Streptophyta; Magnoliopsida; Brassicales; Brassicaceae. The record is from the annotation of a GenBank genome assembly.